AAAAAAGUUAACAAGAAAAGCCAAUUGCACGGCAGCUAUGAACGAAUCUGUGCGCUAUGACCGCUGUCAGCAGAUUCAGUUGGGUGUCCUGAGCGAAUCGCAGAUGUCGGCAGGGGAGGAGCCGCCCCCACAGCCCCAGGGAACGGGUAACAUUCUGUUUACUCAUGAUGGGGUGCUGCUGAAAAAGGCCAGUGCCGAGCAUAUUUCUGACUUAAACACAAGUGGCUCCUUGUCCUUGGUGGAGUAUACGUCAUCGGAGCUGCCGCGCCGCCGUCUGUAUCUGGAAUGGCAGCCAAACGAUAGCAUCAUGAUAGCUGACGACAGCCAGGACCAGGGUGAUUGGGCACUGGUGGACAGAAUAUCGGGGCGGAACCGCACUACCUCCGAGUGCCGCGCCUUCAACACAAAGCCCAGCGAGCCGGGCAACGGAACUGCAUCCCGCGCGAGAAUCAUGAGGGUCCUGCUCGAUGAACUAGAUGCGGUCGAGGUUCGGCAUCGCGGUCAGACCAUACGGUUCAUCCGCAAAUCUGGUGGCGGAGUCCACAGCGAGUUCUUCUUUCAGCACGGCAACGCUGAUCUGUUUGUGCGCUCCAUGCGGGAUCUUCACUUCAUCGAGAGUUCCGAGACGACUCGUGGUGGCGAGGAAUAUGCCAUCCUGACCACCGAGAAUCAGAAGCUGAAAAAGACCUUUGCGGAACUGGACAUCGGCGAUAUCAAGUCAAGUCAUUUGCCGCGGGAGAGCUGGCUACCCAAUAAGCUGGCUGGCUUCCUCGGCAACAUUCCAGACUAUGUUCAGCCGCCGUUCCAGCGCUCGCCGAAGUCGAGGCCGGGCACUUUGCUGAGUGGCGAUCGUCAGACCUCGCCGGACAACUAUCAGAUAAUUGGAUUGAGUGGCAGCACCAACAGCGCCUGUUCAUCGAACAGCCAGAGCCGCGGAGGUAGUGCGGACAAGUCACCAGCGGACAGCGAACUGGAGAACCUCAAUGCUCAGGACGAGAAAAUUGUCAACAACUUGCCGGAUCGCCAGAGAGUGGAGCGAGGUUUGCCUCUUACUGAAGCCCAGUGGCUGGAGUUUCAGACACCAGACGGGCGCAUCUCGGAUAGCGACCGAAUCAAAGAGAUCGUAUUUCGCGGGGGUAUAUCCCACGCCCUGCGGUCCAAAGCCUGGAAAUAUUUGCUGAAUUAUUAUCAUUGGUCCGACACCGAAGCGGAGCGAAUAGAGAGGCGCAAGCUGAAGUCGCUGGAGUACUACAACAUGAAGGCGCAAUGGCUGGCAAUGACUACAGCACAGGAGGCAAACUUUUGCGGCUACCGUGAACGGAAGUGCCAAAUCGAGAAGGAUGUGAAACGCACCGAUCGCUCGCUUCAAUUCUUUGCCGGAGAGGACAACCCCAACCUGGCUCUGCUGCAGGGAAUUCUCAUGACAUACGUAAUGUACAACUUCGAUCUUGGCUACGUCCAGGGGAUGUCGGACCUGCUGGCGCCUAUUCUCGAAAUUCAGGGCGACGAGGUGGAUGCCUUCUGGUGCUUCGUGGGUUUCAUGGACAUGGUAUUCACCAACUUCGACAUGGACCAGGCGGGCAUGAAGAACCAGUUUGCCCAGCUGCGGCGCCUCAUCGAGUUUGCCAAUGCCCCAUUGUUCAACUACAUGCGCAGCCAUGACUCCGACAAUAUGUACUUCUGCUUUAGGUGGCUGCUUGUAUGGUACAAGCGGGAGCUGAGCAACGAGGAUGUGCUCAAUUUGUGGGAGUGCCUCUGGACACGUCUGCCCUGUCCCAACUUUCACUUGCUCUUCUCCGUGGCCAUCCUGGAUCAGGAGACAACUGUGAUCAUCGAGAGUCAAUACGAAUUCACUGAAAUACUAAAACACGUUAACGAACUUUCGGGCCACAUCGACGUGCAACGAACUCUGGAAAUAGCCGAAGCCAUCUAUCUGCAACUGAAGGCAUCCGAAACGCUGCCUAACGAUAUUCGCCUCAUCAUUGGAGAGCCUCUACUGCCGCCUGUUGCAGGUGAGGAGGCGGAGGAAGCAAUAGACGAGGAGCCUGCCUACUCGGAUGAUGGCUUCGACGAACUGGUACCCGAGCCGACGCCCGAGGAGAAGCAACGGCAACAGGCCCUGCUGGAGGAGGCCUGCGAGCGCUCGCUCUUCCUGACAUACCACUAACCUGGGUCGAAACUGGAAGGAAACCGGAAACCAAGCCAAGCCAAAAGCCAGCCCCUAGCAAAUCAUGCGCAAAUUAUCUUAGACUUUAAGACUCAAAGUUUACUACCGCAUCGAAGCGAAGCGAAGUGCUUUAACUGCUGAUACACAGAUUUAUAUAUUGUAUAUUAUACAUAUUUGUACGUUUUGUAUUUAUUGUAAGUUCUUUCCAAUCACCUCCCCUCCUCCCAUUACCCCAUACCCCAUACCCCAUUCAUUGGCCAGAGCAAUUAAUCCCCCCAAUAAGUAUACCAAAACAAAGUUUUCAAUUACGAGUAGAUAGGACUUGGCUCGCACCCAUCGAAUGCUUGGGUAGAUCGUUUUCGUUUUAUCAAAAUUCAACACGCAGCAGCUACUUCUGUUGCCCUUUUUUUAGUUUACUCAAUUACUGUGAAAAUACAUACAGAUAAUACAUCGAAAAGCGUAAUAUAAUACA
Messenger RNA from Drosophila persimilis, 2639 nucleotides. It is a transcript of the gene Tbc1d15-17, whose product is annotated as TBC1 domain family member 17. The coding region runs from base 38 to 2167 and encodes 709 amino acids. Gene Ontology annotation, biological process: activation of GTPase activity. Lineage: Eukaryota; Metazoa; Arthropoda; Insecta; Diptera; Drosophilidae. The record is from RefSeq and is a predicted model, not a curated record. Gene Ontology annotation, molecular function: GTPase activator activity. The transcript has 3 exons.